This is a messenger RNA of Pseudopipra pipra, 1262 nucleotides long. RefSeq names its product olfactory receptor 14J1-like. Lineage: Eukaryota; Metazoa; Chordata; Aves; Passeriformes; Pipridae. Gene Ontology annotation, biological process: detection of chemical stimulus involved in sensory perception of smell; G protein-coupled receptor signaling pathway. Gene Ontology annotation, molecular function: G protein-coupled receptor activity; olfactory receptor activity. Gene Ontology annotation, cellular component: plasma membrane. The record is from RefSeq and is a predicted model, not a curated record. The transcript has a single exon. Bases 54 to 980 code for a protein of 308 amino acids.
ACUUGUCACUGUUAUUUCUGACAUGAACAGGUCCCCAUGGCUAGAGGCAGCAAAUGUCCAACAGCAGCUCCCUCACCCAGUUCCUCCUCCUGGCAUUUGCAGACAGGAGGGAGCUGCAGCUCCUGCACUUCUGGCUCUUCCUGGCCAUCUCCCUGGCUGCCCUCCUGGCCAACGGCCUCAUCCUCAGCGCCGUAGCCUGUGACCACCACCUGCACACACCCAUGGGCUUCUUCCUGCUCAACCUCUCCCUCACAGACCUGGGCUGCAUCUGCACCACUGUCCCCAAAGCCAUGCACAAUUCCCUCUGGGACACCACAACCAUCUCCUACAUGGGAUGUGCUGCACAGCUCUUUUUCUUUGUCUUUUUCAUCUCAGCAGAGUUUUCCCUCCUCACCACCAUGUGCUACGACCGCUACGUUGCCAUCUGCAAACCCCUGCACUACGGGACCCUCCUGGGCAGCAGAGCUUGUGCCCACAUGGCAGCAGCUGCCUGGGCCACUGGGUUUCUCAAUGCUUUGCUGCACACAGCCAGUACAUUUUCCCUGCCCCUGUGCCAGGGCAAUGCCCUGGGCCAGUUCUUCUGUGAAAUCCCUGCCAUCCUCAAGCUCUCCUGCUCACACUCAGGCUACCUCAGGGAAAUUAGCCUUCUUGCAGUUUGUGGUUUUCUGUUUUUAGUGUGCUUUGUUUUCAUUGUUUUCUCCUAUGUGCAGAUCUUCAGGGCUGUGCUGAGGAUCCCCUCUCAGCAGGGACGGCACAAAGCCUUUUCCACGUGCCUCCCUCACCUGGCCGUGGUCUCCCUGUUUCUCAGCACUGGCAUAUUUUCCUACUUGAAGCCCCCCUCCAUCUCCUCCCCAUCCCUGGACCUUGUGGUGGCAGUUCUGUACUCGGUGGUGCCUCCAGCACUGAACCCCCUCAUCUACAGCCUGAGGAACCAGGAGUUCAAGGAUGCCCUAAGGAAAAUGAAGACUACAUGUUUUUGAGACACAAUAAACUGCCUCUUUUCUUCUGCAGAACACUCAUUGUGUAACACAUUUUGGGCCCAGCCUGCCUUGCUAAGCUUUUGAUAGUGUUUGGGACGGGGGCCUUCCCUGUUUUUUUCCUCUGUUCAUGUCAUUAACACUGAAAUUUUAUUCUUCGUCCCAUAUACAAUUCACUCUCUACCUCUUUUUUUUCACCCACAAAGUAUAGAAAUCAGAAAUAAUGUUCUGUGUGCAUUUAAACAAAAUAAAAGUUUGUGCAGCAAGGUAUUUGUCAAACAUUCU